This is a messenger RNA of Dermatophagoides farinae (American house dust mite), 1450 nucleotides long. RefSeq names its product GPI alpha-1,2-mannosyltransferase 4-like. The record is from RefSeq and is a predicted model, not a curated record. Gene Ontology annotation, biological process: GPI anchor biosynthetic process. Lineage: Eukaryota; Metazoa; Arthropoda; Arachnida; Sarcoptiformes; Pyroglyphidae. Gene Ontology annotation, molecular function: alpha-1,2-mannosyltransferase activity. Gene Ontology annotation, cellular component: endoplasmic reticulum membrane.
UCAGACUGAUUGUGUAUUGAUUGAUUUGAAAAUUUAGAAAAAAAAAUUACAAAGAUAAAUAAUGAAAAUUUCACGUCUAAAAUUGUUGCUAUAUUUCCUUCAAAUAUUAAGAAUUGUCAUUGUAUUCAUUCCACAAUCAGGUUAUAUACAACCGGAUGAAUUUCAUCAAUUUACCGAACCAUUAGCCGAAAGAUUUCUACGCGUGGAAACAUUAAAAUGUUGGGAAUUUACCCGUGAUCAACCAAUUCGUUCAAUGAUUAUACCACAAUUAUUGAUUGGACCAAUGUUUCUGGCAUUUCAUCGAAUGUUUUCGCCAACAUCAUAUCAAUCAUUAUCAAGUUAUUGGAUAUUAGUAUUACCUCGUUUUAUUAUGGUUCUAUUCAGUUUUAUUACCGAUAUUGUAUUGAAACGUCUAGUCACAAUGAUCAAUAAUAAUUCUGAUGGUCAUCGAUCAUCAUCAUCAUCAUCUCGAACAAAAUUAUAUACAUCUUUGAUACAUUCAUCAACAUAUUUGGCAUUCACCUAUUAUAAUCGAACAUUUACCAAUACAAUUGAAACCAUAUUGAUGGCUUUAUUACUAUUGAUUAUAUUUGAAUCAUUACAAUUGAAACGACAAAAAUAUACGGCAUCAUCAACAAAAAUUGGUUCAAUACUAGCGAUUGGAUUUUUUAAUCGUCCUACAUUUGUCAUAUUUGCUUCGGUUCCGGUUAUAUUUUGGAUUUGUUCAUUUUCUCGUAAGCAAACCACAACAACAACAACAACAACAAAAACAACAGCAAAACAUCGAAUUUGGUCAAUCAUAACAAAAUGGAUACGAAAUUCGUUUGCAAUUCUACAAUCAUUUCUAGUCGUAUCAUUAAUGUUCAUUGUUGGUGAUAGCAUCUUUUAUAAUCGAUUCGAUCUAAUGACCAUUAUCAAUGAUCCUUACGAUAUGAUUCAAAAUUUAGUGAUAACACCAUGGAAUUUUAUCCAAUACAAUAUACGGCCAUCAAACCUGGCUAAUCAUGGUUUACAUCCCGUUUAUUUUCAUUCACUUGUAUCAAUGCCAUUAAUGUUUACAUUGUUAGCAGUAAUGAUUUACAUGAAUCUUUUUCAUAAUAUGUGGAAAUUUUUUCGUCAUUCAUCAUCUCGUCGUCAAUGUCUCGUACAAAUCAUAAAUGAUUUUUAUUAUGGUGAAAAUCAAUUCCGUUUUCGUUGUACAUUACAUCUAAAUUUUGUAUCAUUAUCAUUGCUAUCAUUGAUACCACAUCAUGAACCAAGAUUUUUACUACCAUUAAUCAUUCCAAUCAUUUGUCUAUAUGGUGAUCAUUUAGCUCGAUUAAUGGAAAAAUUUCAAUCAUUAUUGGUCAUUUGGUUGAUCACACAGUUUGUAUUGACCAUAUUCUAUGGUGAUUCAUCAAGCUGGCAUUAUACGAUCAUUGUUAUAUUUACAAAAUGUCCAUCAUAAUGA